AAAAGGAAGAAAUCCGUCGCUCACCCAAUAAGCUCUCCUAAAAGCACUAAAUCUGUCGACCCCGUGCAUCCUUUUCGUGGACCCUCUUCCUCGAGAGCUUCUCUCCCAUGGCGAGCUUCUCCUAGCACCAGCCCUUCAAGAUGCCGUCCAAAGACAGAAUAGCGUAUUUCUACGACGGAGAUGUGGGUAAUGUUUAUUUUGGACCAAAUCAUCCGAUGAAACCGCAUCGACUCUGUAUGACGCACCAUCUUGUGCUCUCAUACGAGCUUCACAAGAAGAUGGAGAUAUAUCGGCCGCAUAAGGCAUAUCCAGUGGAGCUUGCACAGUUCCAUUCAGCAGAUUAUGUGGAAUUUUUGCAUCGGAUUACUCCUGACACACAACAUUUGUUUGCGGACGAAUUAGCUAGAUAUAAUCUAGGAGAAGAUUGCCCUGUGUUUGAGAAUUUGUUUGAGUUUUGUCAAAUUUAUGCUGGUGGCACAAUAGAUGCUGCACGAAGGCUGAACCAUCAGCUUUGUGACAUUGCUAUAAAUUGGGCUGGUGGUUUGCACCAUGCCAAAAAAUGCGGGGCAUCUGGAUUUUGCUAUAUUAAUGACUUAGUGUUGGGAAUUCUAGAGCUUCUUAAAUUUCAUGCUCGAGUUUUAUAUAUUGAUAUAGAUAUUCACCAUGGUGAUGGAGUUGAAGAAGCUUUCUAUUUCACAGAUAGGGUGAUGACUGUAAGUUUCCACAAGUAUGGGGAUAUGUUCUUUCCUGGAACAGGUGACAUCAAGGAAAUAGGUGAAAGGGAGGGAAAAUAUUAUGCCAUCAAUGUCCCACUCAAGGAUGGAAUCGAUGAUGCUAGUUUCACUCGACUUUUCAAAACAAUUAUUGCCAAGGUUGUUGAAACAUAUCUACCAGGUGUGAUCGUUCUUCAAUGUGGAGCUGAUUCAUUGGCUGGAGAUCGCUUGGGUUGCUUCAAUCUCUCCAUUGAAGGGCACUCUGAAUGUGUCAGAUUUGUGAAGAAAUUCAAUUUGCCUCUAUUGGUAACUGGUGGUGGGGGUUACACAAAAGAAAAUGUAGCUCGCUGCUGGACUGUUGAAACUGGGGUCCUUUUAGAUGCUGAACUUCCAAAUGAAAUUCCAGAUAAUGAGUAUGCCAAAUAUUUUGCCCCAGAUUACACUCUGAAGAUUCAGAAUGGCAAUAUGGAGAACUUGAAUAGCAAGUCAUAUCUUAGCACAAUAAAAGUGCAAGUUCUGGAAAGUUUGCGGUGCAUACAACAUGCUCCCGGUGUUCAGAUGCAAGAGGUUCCUCCAGAUUUUUAUAUUCCAGAUUUUGAUGAAGAUGAGCAGAAUCCAGAUGAAAGGGUUGGCCAGCAUACCCAAGAUAAGCAAAUUCAGCGGGAUGAUGAGUACUAUGAUGGGGACAAUGACAAUGAUCAUAACAUGGAGGAUGGUCUGUAAAUUUGUUGUGAUUUCUGUAGUCUUCUGCUGCAUACAAGUGUUAAUUUUACUUGAAAAUUUUUCAUUUAUGGGACAGCCUGCUUUUUUCUGUAGAAAAAGUUGUUUUGUUUACAUUUCUAUGAAUGCAUGUAUGAUUUAAGGUCCUUCAAAUAGGAUUGAGACUGAAUCUUGUCAACAGGAUUGAGACUGAAUCUUGUCAACGGGUACUUGGCAAUUAUUGCAAGUGUUCUCAUAAUUUUCUUUUCUUUUUUU
Elaeis guineensis (African oil palm) is the source of this 1688-nucleotide messenger RNA. RefSeq names its product histone deacetylase 9. Gene Ontology annotation, molecular function: histone deacetylase activity. Gene Ontology annotation, biological process: epigenetic regulation of gene expression. The record is from RefSeq and is a predicted model, not a curated record. NCBI's taxonomy places the organism in Eukaryota, Viridiplantae, Streptophyta, Magnoliopsida, Arecales, Arecaceae. Gene Ontology annotation, cellular component: nucleus.